AAAAUAAAACAACCACAUUUUGAGUGCAGAAAGAGAAGCCUGAAGCCCAAGCCCGUUGCCUAUUGACUCUUGCGUUGUGGGAAGGUGGACUCAGAGAUGCAAGCGACGGCGAUGAUACAGAUACUGGUAUCAUUGGUGCUGCAGUUACUGGUUUUGAAGGGUGGUGCCGAUUAUAUUCCGCCGUCAAGAUUGGAAGGGUUCGUGUACCAGCCUCGGCCAUUCGAUUGGGACGACACCGUUCUGAUUGAAGCGUUCUACGAUCCGGUGUGUCCUGAUAGCAGGGAUUCUUGGCCCCCACUCAAGAAAGCUAUCCACCAUUAUGGCCAUCGAGUUCAACUCGUUGUUCACCUCCUUCCUUUACCUUACCAUGACAACGCUUAUGUUGCGUCUCGUGCUUUGCACAUUGUGAAUGGAUUGAACUCAUCGGCAACAUUCCCCUUGUUGGAAUGGUUCUUCAAGCAUCAGGAGAAAUUCUACAAUGCUCCAACGAAGAACUUGUCUAGGGCUUCUAUUGUGGAGAAGAUAGUGAAUUCUGCAGCAAAAGUAGCUGGCAGCUCUUAUCAUACUGCCAUAAAGAAUGGAUUCAAUGACACCCAAAGUGAUUACCAAACUAGAGUUUCUUUCAAGUAUUCAACUUCGAGAGGGGUGUAUGGAACGCCUUUCUUCUAUGUGAAUGGAUUCUUGUUGCCGGAUACUGGAUCCGCCGUUGAUUACAACGCAUGGAGGAAGGUCAUUGAUCCAUUGGUUGGUGCAAAGAGUGUAAAAAAUGAAGAAUCCCUUCACUACUUCUUGUAAAAGUUGUAUGCGCUUGCUUGCUGAGUGCCAAGAAUAGCGUCGAUGCGUCAUAUUGGAAGUAAACGUCACCUUUUAUGAAUAACAACCAUAAGGAUAAUGAUGAAUUGAUGAUGUUGUAUUACUA
Molecule: messenger RNA, 919 nt
Organism: Arachis stenosperma
Lineage: Eukaryota; Viridiplantae; Streptophyta; Magnoliopsida; Fabales; Fabaceae
Exons: 4
Coding region: 97-795 (232 amino acids)
Source: RefSeq, a predicted model, not a curated record